Messenger RNA from Botrytis porri, 498 nucleotides. RefSeq lists its product as uncharacterized. NCBI's taxonomy places the organism in Eukaryota, Fungi, Ascomycota, Leotiomycetes, Helotiales, Sclerotiniaceae. The record is from RefSeq and is a predicted model, not a curated record. The transcript has a single exon. The coding region runs from base 1 to 498 and encodes 165 amino acids.
AUGUACAAAGAUAGAUACAAUAGCGAUGACUUUCGGAAAUAUAUUAGAAGCAUAUUUGCGCAUAUAGAAGGAUUGAAUCGCUUAACUUUCGUCCUGGGAGACAAAACAGAGCAUUUACCAUAUGCAGAGAGAAAUCUUGCACUAGAAUACCCAAUGGAUCUUGACUACGCUCUGGAUUUAUACGCAAAGCACCCCCGAGAAGUGUCGCGCGAAGAAUCAUUGAGACUUGGGGAAUGGUACAAAGAAUAUUCUCCAAGCUUUGUGGAAUUUGAUAUGGAUGCUCUGAGAGAACAUCCGUAUCGGAAUAAUUGGACUUCUACUAGCAGGCCGUUGAUUAUUCCUAGAGAUGCAGUUGUCGAUUUUAAAAUUAUAGUUGAAAGGGAGAAGUCAGAGGAGUUGGCAAGAAGAAAGAAAAGAUUCUAUGCAGUGAAGAGACAGAUUGCUGAAGAGGAAGAUAUAUCAUGGGAUGAUGUUUGCUAUCAGGGGCCCGCCAGGUAA